UUAUUUCUAGAAGCAAAACAACAAAAAAAUUCAAAUAUGACCACAAUAUUGACCAUUUGUGGCGAAAAAUUUACUCAUUUAAGAUAAAAUAUUUAAAGAAUAACCGCAAAACCCCUGUAAAAAAUUCAAAUUUUCGUUGUCACUGGCGCGUGACGCCAGCUGAGCUCUUACGUGUUGUGGUCUGGAAUGUGUGAAACGUUAAUUUUGUCGAAACAAUACGUUUUUUGUAGAGAAUUGUUUAAUUGUUUAGCGGUUUGUGUCGGAGGAGGUAUUAGUCUUCUGUUCUUUAAUUAAGUUCUGUUAGGGGCCUGUGCGGUUAUAAUUAAUUACGUUUUAAAUGUCUUGUUCAUUAUCAUACUUGCAAAUCAUAGAAAGCGGUAUGUAAAGCGAAGCUUAUCGUAGUUGAUAAUCCGGUAUGAAAUAAGCUUAUUUGUAGUAGCUAAGCCGACGAGUUUGGGAUAUCUCCUUAAGUUUGGACCGUUGUCAAAAGAGUAUUAAAUCUUUGUCUGAAUGGCAAUGACACAAGAGAACUGAUAAAUUUACCUCAGUUAUUUAAUUCCACAGUUUAUCUUGAUAACUUAACCGUUCGCUUAGUACAUAAUUUGAAUGGGUUGGUGAAGCAUAAGAUUACGAAAAGUGAGUUAUGUUGUCUAAGAAAAUGUCCACACCCAUCCAGAGGGUACAAGUAAGAUCAGAAACUAUUUAAAUAUUAUGCUCUCAAAAGUUCCUCUUUUCUCCGAGGAGUGUAAAAAGAUAGCAGAAAGCUGUCGUGAUCACAAAUGAAACUAGGACGUUCAGGAAUGCGCACCUCUUAACUCAAGGGCAUUUGAAUUAAAUGAACCAUGUGGAAUUUUUUGGAUGGUCACACUCAUGUGAGAAAGAGGGUGCUUGUGGUGUGAUUAAAAAAAAAAAAACAAUCAAACAGGGGAAAAAUAUCCUUGGUGGCUUAGGUUUUAAUAUUUUCUGGUGUUUUAACAUUAUCAAAUUGAAAGCUAUGUUGGACCUGUUAAAUGCUGUUCAUCUGUGUUGUUUUUUUCAGUAUGGCCUGAGAAGAGAUUGGGGUGCUAACAAGUCUAGGCUAGCACUAGUUACCAUUUAAUGUUAUAUGUGUUCCCAUGGAACCGUCUCAAGCUUAAACAUGAGACAAAGUUGCAAAAGGAAUUUUUUGAAAAGAAGCGGCAUUUCAGGAACAGCAACUCAAGUACAGUUAAGAGGGUUAGUAAAGCAACAGCUCAAGCAAGCCAAGAUCUCCUCAGUUUGGAGGUAAUCAUGGUAGCUCACAGGGAGAAAAAAGAGCAGAAAAAAGAUAAAAGAGGCCAUAUCUCACAGACCAUUGGUCAUACCAGCUUCAAGAAAUCUAGCCAAGCAUCAUGCUCCAGGGAAAGUUCCUUGAAGCAGCCGCAGCACAUAUUUCCAGAGCUCUCCCCCAUCAGACCCAAGAUACCAGCUGUAAAUCUCAAAAAGGAUGGGCAAGGCAUUCACCUUCACUCAGAGUUAGAAGAUCAAGAGUUUGUCUUCAGUAGAAGGCCUUUACCAGCCUUAUGCACUGAUGGAUGCUAUUCCCAAUCUGACAGACAAAUAAUAACAGACCAUGAAAAGCCCUGAAGUAUACUGAUUUUCCCUUUAAAUCAAACACGUUAAACCUUCGGAGGUUGAAUUGCAGUUUUGAAUGAGGCAGCCAUAAUUUUGUGUCCCAUAAAGUUGCAAGCUCAUGAAUGAAUCUAUGAACUAAAACUUGUUGCAAAUUUUUUUAAAAAAUUACAGUUGUUUAGGUGUUGAGCUUGAAAACAGAUAUUACACGCUUUAAAAUUUACAUUUUUUCAGAGAGCAAACCUUGUUUGUAUGCUAUUUUUUAUAGCUGUAAUAACAAUUUAUAAUAUUAAUUAGACUAUUAUUUAUGAAGAAUAUGUGAUAGGUAUUGUUAUUUAUUUACCCAGUGAGAGAGUCCUAAGGAAAUGAAUAUCAAUCUUGAUGUUUGAUGUAUGUUCAAGAAACGACUUAAAAAAUUAUUUUUGCUUCUUUGAAAAUCUGAGGUUCUUAAGAAACUUGUUGAAUGUAGCUAAAUCUGGGAAAAAACCAAUACAAAUGAAAUAUUUUUCUGAGAUAGUUUGACAAUUUUGAAUAUUAUCCUUAUCCUUUUUGUGUAAAUAAAUGUGUGCUUACUGAGGAAGGAUGAGGAAGCAGCCAGGGGUUUUAUUAAGGGCCUUGGCACCCGGCAAAUUGACCAGUUGUGAGGACGGUUAUGCCAACCUGACGAUCUGGAAGAAAGUUAAAUUACCUUAUAAGGAAGUUCAAUUCAAAAAGUUUUGCACGCCCAUGAAAACCAGUUGCCGUCCUGCUGAAAACGUUAUGGAACCCCUGGGAAGCUAAGGUGUUGCACUGCAUAAGUUUUGAGUUAAUGGCAUUUUAGACAGGACAGCUGUCAUCCCUUAGGACACCCUCAUAGUCUUCGCAGGCUUUUCUCAGUAUUCGUAAUCAACUCUUGAAUACUUUCUGUCAUCAAGCAAAGUGUCAGCCUGAGAAUUUACCAAGGGUUUUUUUUUGAAGGGGAGGGGGAGGGGCAUUAAAUUUUUUUAAGUGCUGUGAGAAGAGGCUACACCAAUUCUGGCAGUCAACUGGUUUGGUUUUCUUUCCAAGCUUCAUGUUACAGUGUAUAGUCUUGAAAUAAUGAAGUACAAGUAUUAAAGUUUCUAAAAAUGAAAUGUUUGUGUGCUAUUAAAAUGUCUAUAACUUGUGCACCUGCUGAAGAAAGAAAGACCCACACAACAAAGUGCUUACUUGAAAUGCCUUAAAUAUCAACAUUACCCAGUAUUUAUUUAGCAGAUCUUAUUUUUCUAUUACAAAUCUGUUUCUCUGCUAAGUCAAAUGACAAAAAUACAAAGUAAUUCGGGAGCAGGUAUGCAUUUAGUAAUAUCCUCUUAAAGCUACACCUUGCGCGCAACACUAAUUCUAUAAGGAUGCUGACUUUUAGUAAAAUAAAUAUUAAUUAAAACACUGCCUGAAAAUGGGCACAUGUUUAGGCCUUUCAAAUAAGCUGUAAGUUACAGUUAGCAUCAAGAUCAUCAUAUAAGAAUCAACAAAAAUUCAACAUUGAAUAAUAGAACAACUCGUAAAGAGAGAAUUCCAGGAUCAUAAUAAGUAACUGGCAAAGUGAGGUGUGCCCUUAACUAUAGAAGAGUACAAUGCAGGGUUUAUAAAAAUACCUGAAGGCUAUCAUGAUUUUAAUAUGUCUGUUCAUGAGAGACCUAUUUCCACCUGAGCUAAAAGUUUGAACAGGACUCAACUGGUCCAGGGUAGAAUUUUAUCCCUGCCAGUAUCUAUAACAUGAAUCAACUCUAGAGCAGAUUUGCCUCUCCAUCUGAUUAAAAUCCUGGUAAAUUACAAGUAAUCCCAUUUUUAAAGGUUCUCUGACAGUUUUCUACUUUGCCAAAGUUAAUACAUUUUAAUUUUUGUAAAAAAUACUUCAUUUGGAAUUCUUUCAUCAGUAUGAAAUCUAUUAAAACGAUUUAACCAGGUUAAAAUACUUGUCAUAAACAUUUAUUUUGUAAAAGUGAUUUUUUACUUCUUUGACACCAGCAAACUAUACGAGCAGCAAACUUUAGUCUGGGAACUAACUUCACUUUUCAAAUAUAUCAUAUAUAUAUUUUUUAUCUGUUAAAAAUAGUUCAUGGUUGCUGAGACACUCCUUUUAAGAGAAUACUCAUAUUACACUGUAUCAUUGACACUGCAAUUAAAUUACCAAAUGUUAAUGAAAAUUAUCACAUCAAACUUUUUAAAAAAGCUUAUAUUAAGAUGCUGUAUAAUAUUCCUUUCACACCAUAAAAUUUAAAAUGCUCAGAUUUAAAAAUCUGUUUAAGAUGAACAUUUAAAGAUAAAAAAUCCAUUGCCAAAAACCUUGGAAGUCAAGUACUGGAUCCUAACUGGACAACAUUAAAACAUUAUUUCCAUUUGCUCGCCUGCAAAGGAGUUAACUUGGACCAUAAGCAACUGUGUUAAACCUCUGGUAAAAUAUAACUGACAUGCAACAAAAAAACACACAUAGGCUUGUGUUAAUGUUGCAUGAGAUAUAUUUUUCUCAUAAAUUGUAAAUGUGGUUGCAUGAUGCUCUGAUUAACCCUUUAAAACCUAACAUCUCUAUCCAUGUUCUCCAUAUUGUUUUCUAUAGAUUUCCUAUGCGAGAGUUUGUCUAACAAUCAAGAGAGUUGAGUUUGCCAUCUUCCCUUUUUUUUCUUACAACCUUCAUGUUUGUUUCAGGAAUGAUGUUGUGAAGAGAAAUUCCAUGCUAGAUACUCUCAGGGGUUAAAAAGUUAAUAACUUUUACACUGAAGAGCAAACAGGUCUAUAAAGUUUGCUCUUGGCUACCAAACUGGACUUAAGUAAUCAUAAGUAAUAAUAUCUCCGUAUGAUGCACGAUCCGGGUUUAUUACAAAUCAACUUAACGGCCUGCUCCCAGUUGGCUUGUUAGCUCAA
Stylophora pistillata is the source of this 4470-nucleotide messenger RNA. RefSeq lists its product as uncharacterized. NCBI's taxonomy places the organism in Eukaryota, Metazoa, Cnidaria, Anthozoa, Scleractinia, Pocilloporidae. The record is from RefSeq and is a predicted model, not a curated record.